Messenger RNA from Linderina pennispora, 2331 nucleotides. RefSeq lists its product as uncharacterized. The annotation marks the transcript as partial. The record is from RefSeq and is a predicted model, not a curated record. The transcript is spliced from 9 exons. Gene Ontology annotation, biological process: transmembrane transport. Lineage: Eukaryota; Fungi; Kickxellomycota; Kickxellomycetes; Kickxellales; Kickxellaceae. Gene Ontology annotation, molecular function: ATP binding; ATP hydrolysis activity; ABC-type transporter activity. Gene Ontology annotation, cellular component: membrane.
AUGGAGAACCGCGCUUCGUCAGCAAGUUCUUCCAGCGACCGCACCGACGUGGAUCGCAAACAAACUAGGCAAAGCGCCGACACCAUCGGCCGUGCUGCUGCUCGCAACUCGACUACUGAGGAGGCUGUCACAUCGUUUGGUGAGCCUCUGCAUGUCAGCGUAACGCGCGGAACCUCGCGCUUCCUGUCGAUUCAGCGCUCCUUCAGCAGGCCGCUCAGUGUUGGCGACGAGGAGGCUGCCACAGGCGUUGCCGAGGCCGGCUACCCGGGCGGCUUCAAUCUGACUGGCUGGCUCACUGGCCGCCAGGAGCAGCAGGGCCCGCCAUUUACCAAGCGCGUUGGCUUGGUGUUUGAUGAUCUCACCGUGUACGGCGAUGACGUUGCCAACCGCCACAUUGGCUCGCUUAUCACGCCGUUCUACAAGAUUGUCAAGAGUGCAGCUCACGGCUUUGGCCUCAAGAAGCUCUUCUCAGCUGGUGGUAUGAAGCCGCUGCUUCGCAACAUGUCCGGUGUCGUCGAGGACGGCGAGAUGCUGCUGGUUCUUGGCCAGCCCGGCGCUGGCUGCUCGACGCUGCUGCGCGUGCUGGGCAACCGCCGCGGCACCUACCGCAAGAUUGAGGGCAGUGUCUCUUAUGGUGGCCUGACGCCUGAGGAGGUCGAGAAGCGCUACCGUGGCGAGGUCGCCUACAACCAGGAAGAGGAUGUCCAUUUCUCGACUCUGACUGUGCGCAAGACCCUGGACUUUGCCAUCAAGUGCAAGACUCCCAACAAGAAUAUGCUUGCUGACCGCGAGGGCUACGAGAAGGAGUUCCUGGACACCCUGCUUGACAUGUACGGUCUGUCGGGAUGCGCCGACACCAUUCGCAAGCGUGUCUCCAUCGCCGAGCAGGUCGCCUCCGGCGCCUCGAUUGAUAUCUGGGACGGCUCCACCCGUGGUCUCGAUUCAAGUUCCGCGCUUGACUACGUCAUGGUCGUUGAGGAAGGUCGCGAGCUGUAUUUUGGCCCUGCAAACAAGGCUGUCGAGUACUUUGCCUCGAUUGGUAUCUACAAGCCGCCUCGCCAGACCACGUCGGAUUUCUUGACCGGUGUCACCCAGCUGCACGAGCGCACGGACUUUGAGCGUUGCUGGCAGGCUUCGUCGCAGUACCACAGUGUCAAGGACGAGGUUAGCCGCUUUGAAGCGCGUCUGAAGAACGACGACCGCGGCAAUGAGAUUCGCCACUUUGUCGACCAGACCAAGAUGGGCACGGAAAAGAGCAAGCUGCGUCGCAAGUCUCCGUACACGACUACCUUCUGGUACCAGCUCGACAAGCUGGUCAAGCGCGACUCAUCUUACAAUGCUGCAUUCGCCAUCAUUGUCGGUACCCUGUUCCUUAACCUGCCCGAGACCUCGACUGGUGCCUUUACUCGUGGUGGUGUUUUGUUCUUUGCCCUUCUGUUCAACUCCCUUACAGCACAGGCCGAGAUCCCAAAGGCUGUUGCUAGCAGAGAGGUCGUCUACAAGCACAAGUCGUUUGCCAUGUACCACCCUGCUGCGCUGUCGCUGGCUCAGACGAUUGUCGACAUUCCGUUCAUGGCUGCCUCUGUCUUACGGGGAUUCUUCCGCCUGAUUGGCAACGUCUCACCCAAUGUCGACUUUGGCCACACUCUCUCCGGCAUCGGUCUGUUGUUUAUGAUCCUGUACUCGAUGCACGGCUGGUUCAUCUGGAUUUACUUUAUGUCGCCACUGUCGUGGGCAUUCAAGGCGCUCAUGGCCAACGAGUUCCGCCACCUCGAGCUCAAGUGCGCUGGAGGCAAUCUGGAUCCCGCAGGCGCCAUUCCUGGUCAGGAAUAUGUCUUUGGCCCGGAUUAUCUCGAGAAGGGGUAUUCAUUCCAUAUCAAGGACAUGUGGAAGGCAUUCAUUAUCGUCUGCGCGUACUGGAUCUUGUUCGUUAUUAUGAUCGCCGGUGUCAUGGAAUGGGUCGAGUUUGGCAACACCGGUUACUCGAUCAACGUCUACAAGCGCUACCGUCCCAAGGUUAACGCUGUUCAUGAAGAUAGUGCCAGGGAAAGCAAAGAGGCGCUGGAGGCACUGCCUUCACCUGGAAGAAGCAUCAGCUACACGGUUCCGGUCAAGGGCGGCAACAAGCAGCUGCUGGACGAUGUCUCUGGCUAUAUCAAGCCCGGGACUAUGACUGCGCUCAUGGGCUCGUCUGGUGCUGGUAAGACCACCCUGCUUGAUUCGCUGUCGCAGCGCAAGACCAUCGGCAAGCUUGAGGGCGACAUUCUGAUGAACGGCGCACCGCAGCCUGCUAGCUUCCGUCGCAUCACUGGCUACUGUGAGCAGCUUGAC